AUGAAGGAAAUAUGUGCAUCUGGUCGUGUGUAUAUUGGUGUAAAAAGAAUGGGGGGUCUCGAUGCAAAGCCUUUCAUUGUUGAUGCCAAGAAGCGUUGUCUGAGUAGAGAGGAUACAGUCAAGUUUUUGUCAAUAUGGGAGGAUCAUCUCAGGGAUCCAAGCUGGCACCCAUUUAAGGUCAUCACCAUUGGAGAUGAUUACAAAGCACAAAAAAUCAUUGAUCUUAUGGUGAGGCCUCUGGUUGGUACCCCUUGUCCUCCAAUCAUACCAAGAAAAACUUGCAAGUUUUUUGGCCAUCUUUCUAUUGAUAGGAUUAAAAUCAAUCAACGUGAGAUGGAAGAAGCAGUAUCCAUGUCACAUUUUUCACAACUAAAUACUAUUGAAUAUGACAUGGCCAUGGAGUGGUUUUUAAUGCAAUCAAAGUCCAAAAAAUGGUGGGAGAUGGUUCACAAGGUUAGAAUUUGUCAUCAUUUUUACAAGGUCGUUCAUGGGUCUGUGUGUGGGAACAAGCCUUGUUCCUUUGAAUGUUUGGAAAUGUUAAAACUUAAAACCACGUUGAAAUUACAAUUCUACACAUUUACAAAACAAACCUCCAAUUCUUCACAUCACAUCACAGUACACUUCUCCUUUGAUGACUUUGAUUCCUGCUUUGAUGAUGAAGAUGAAGAUGAACUCUUUGGCCUUGAUGGCUGCACAUGCUACAUGAAUAACUGUUCCAUCCGUGGGGAACCCAACGUCUUAAACAGACCCAUUCAUGUUAAAAGUGAAAUGUCUGGAAAAUAUGUAAAUAUGAAAGAUGGACACCCACAUGGAGAAUCAAUGCAGAAACUCCCUGACAUAGAAGCUCGCUUGCCACUUCAAAUAUGGGUCACUGAGAAAACAAAUGGCUUGUUAAAUGAAGAAACUGGAACAAAUGGUGUUUUGAAUCUUGAAGAGUUCAUGAGAAACAAAAACAAGAGGAGUUACAGAACGAUCAAGAAAUUAGAUUUCACAACUAUUUUGGAUCCACAUGUUCUGAUUCUUGACCACAUUAUUCAUAUUCAGAGUGCUGCUUCCCUUUUUCCGCUUCAACAUCCUUCUUCUUCUUCUUUUCUUUUUCCGUUGAAGCAGAACCACCUUCCUCAGCCUGCUGCUUCUCUUUCUCCACUUGAUCACCGGAUUCAUCAUCAUUAG
This is a messenger RNA of Lactuca virosa, 1173 nucleotides long. The record is from the annotation of a GenBank genome assembly. Lineage: Eukaryota; Viridiplantae; Streptophyta; Magnoliopsida; Asterales; Asteraceae.